This is a messenger RNA of Penicillium angulare, 1038 nucleotides long. Its product is annotated as 2-dehydropantoate 2-reductase family protein. The record is from RefSeq and is a predicted model, not a curated record. Gene Ontology annotation, molecular function: NADP binding; 2-dehydropantoate 2-reductase activity. The transcript has a single exon. NCBI's taxonomy places the organism in Eukaryota, Fungi, Ascomycota, Eurotiomycetes, Eurotiales, Aspergillaceae. Gene Ontology annotation, cellular component: cytoplasm; mitochondrion. Bases 1 to 1038 code for a protein of 345 amino acids. Gene Ontology annotation, biological process: pantothenate biosynthetic process.
AUGAUGGCGUCGAAUGAUAAUCCAAUAUUCGUCCUCGGACUAGGCAGCAUAGGCUCAUUCAUUGCACAAAGCCUCCGCUCAAUUCCAGACCCACCACCAGUCACACUCCUCAUCCACAGAGAAGGCCUUUUCAAUGAACUCUCCGCAAACAACUGGAAACUCGGUAUCCGAAUCGGCGAAGGGACAGAAUUGAAGCAAUGCUCCGGAUUCAAUGCUGAACAAUUAUACAAACCCAGUCCAAACUCCAUACAAAAAAUCCGCUACUUAGUCGUUGCAGUCAAAGCAUCAGCAACAGUCGCAGCUCUUGAACCUCUGAAAGAUCGAAUUGGUCGCGAUACAACAAUAUGCCUCUUUCAAAAUGGGUUAGGCCAAAUCGAUGAUCUGAACGAACAUCUGUUCCCUGAUACCUCGACACGGCCAAUGUAUAUGUGCGGUAUACUCCGGCAUGGGGUUUAUCUCAAAUCAGCGACGGAAGCUGUGUUAUCCGGCUCUACUGGAUCUGCCUCUAUUGGAUUGACAUGUACUAAUCAGGAGAUUCUUGAAUCAUCUGAUCGGAGAUUUGUCGUUGAUGCUUUGCUUCAGGCGCCAAUGCUUAACUGUAAUGAACUUACUCGAUCGGAGUUAUUGGAGAUUCAGCUGCUGAAGUUGGCAACGAAUUGUUUGAUAAAUCCGUUAACGGCGCUUCUGGAUGUUCGAAAUGGAGAGAUAUUGAACCAUCAUACUUUGGUGCCGUUGCAAAAACAGGUCUUGAACGAAAUUUCCCAGGUAUUCCAGAAUCUUCCGGAGUUGGAGCUUCCGAUUGGCGAUCGUCCGAAAUUCACUGUUGAGUCUUUGGAGGCUGCAUUUCGGGAUACAGUUGAGAAGACGGCAUAUAAUUCGAGCAGCAUGCGCGAGGAUAUCUUGAAGGGAAGGGCUGUCGAGGUAGACUUUAUUAAUGGGUGGAUUAUCAGAAGGGGAAGAGAUUUGGGGAUUCAAUGUUUGGCGAAUUCUUGUUUGACCCAAUUGAUAUUUGCAAAGAGCAAUAUAAAAAGCAAAUAA